AUGAAUUUGAACUUUUUGCUACAAUUAGCAAAUGUGCUUUUAGUCGCAAAACUGGCAAGAUCCGAGAGCACAUCGGAAUGUCGCAAAAUAGAUGAAAACAAGUUCCCAAACUGCGUAACACAUGGCUUCACAAUGACAAGCGAACAUCUCGCAAGUAAAUUCUACACCGAGACUUAUUCAAAGAUCAUCAACAACAUGACAGCGAAGCUCAACGGUUGUUCAAAAUACACCAGCUAUAUCCUCUGCUCACUCUACGUACCACGAUGUAAAGAAAACAUGACUGGUCCUUUGCUUCCAUGCCGUGAGGUGUGCGAGGAGUUUGCUCGCGGAUGCUCCAAUCAAAUGAAUUCCAAUGGCUUAAAUUGGUUAAAGCCUCUGUGUAGCUUGUUACCUACAAAGAGGAAAAGUGCGACUUGUUUUAUACCACCGGACUUUAAACCUCUGAAGAAGCCUCUUUCAAGUACGUAUGUAUGUUGCUUAAUUAUGUAUCAAGUAGAGACGGUCACUCUACGGAAAACAGGUGACCGUAGAGGUGUUCGAAAUUAAGCCCGUAAUAAUCUACAAAUUAAAGUAAAUAGCCAGUGAAAUUGAUCGGAAGAAUUUUAUCUUAUUUUUCAACAGCUGCACAGUUGCACAGUUCCUAGCUCACUAACCAGUCAAUUUUGCUUGGUUAACUGAUAGUUUCAUUGUAUCAUUUUCAAAAUUACUGAAGUUUUGACUAGUCUUGAAUGCACGCAAACAUGGCAAACACAAAACAGCUUUCCGGGCUCGAAAAAUCACCUGGUUUUUCGAGAAACAUGCCCCAGCUCCGUUUAUUAGUCACACCGACUGCCCAAGAAAGAAAUUUCGAAUUUCAAAGACUUUGUUAGAGAGGUACUCAGUUUUGUUGAGUUAUCAUUUGAUAUUGAUGUUGUCGGUUUCGUUAUUACUUAACAGGCCUUCAAUGCAGCGAAACGGUGUCAAAUGAGAAUUGUCAGAAAGAAGAAUGUAAAAUGACAUUUAUUUCAAGGAAAAUGCAAAAACAACUCCAAGACAAACUGACGACACUAAUGAACAAACUGACCAGCAGCGUGUUUAGCGACUCCUGUAAAGAGACUUUAAACAAACUGGCGUGUGCAUCGUAUACACCGCCGUGCGAUGGGACUAAGAUGAAGACAUUGUGUAAGUACAGAUGCUCGUUGUUGUUUGACGACUGCCCAGAGGCUUUCAACUUCACUGAAGUAAGCAGCUAUUGCGCUGAGCCUGCUCAAGGUGACACAACCAGCGGUUUCUGUGAGUUGACGAGGUGGCCUAGUGCGAGGCAUUGGGAUAAAGGUUCGUGCGCUUCUCUUCAAAUCUCAGUGAAGUUUUAGGGCUUACUAAUGUUCGCUGUACUUAUAAUUACUGCCAGCCUAGUCCCCAGGCGUUCUCUCUUGCCCUGUUGUCCGCGUGAGUUCUGGGAACUAAGCAGGCGAGACUCGGUGACGUCACAGCCCACGGAAGAGUACAGGGUUGACAGAGCCGAGUACGCCCAGGGACUAGGCUGAAUGACUGCUAAAAUACUGGCGCCUGUCGUUUUUGUUUUUGCCUUACUUUCACCGUCUUUACCUUCCUUUUUAGUUUGUUUUUUUUGCUAGGAGUGCAUUAAAAAAACCACGCGUAGUCCCUAAGUUUCCUCAGGGUCAAGGGAAUCAAGUAAAAUACGCGAGUGCGCGUGAGAAUCGCCACAUGCAUGUCGCCUCUCCACGUGGUAGAGAGGCAAGCAAAUAAGGAACCAUUUCUAAAUAGACUAGAGAUAGCCAAGAGGUCCAUUAAUUCUGAGCUCUCUUGAUUCCUCUAAAAACUGUUUCUAUUUCUCUUUCCAGGAAAGCGUCCGCACACAGUCAGACCAACUUCCUUCCCAGCAGGCCUCAUUGCUGCCCUCGUUUUGGUGCCACUCUCUGUAUUCUGCUUCAUAUACUUCGCCGUAGUACUGCGCAGGCGCUAUGAGCAGAAGAGAAGUGGUUACGUCCAAGAGCUGUUAACGUACACUGAGCUGCAAACAGAGACUGCUGACUCGGACAAGAAAUUAGCAGCGUAA
Molecule: messenger RNA, 2059 nt
Organism: Porites lobata
Lineage: Eukaryota; Metazoa; Cnidaria; Anthozoa; Scleractinia; Poritidae
Source: the annotation of a GenBank genome assembly